Messenger RNA from Glarea lozoyensis ATCC 20868, 2301 nucleotides. RefSeq names its product Protein kinase-like (PK-like). Gene Ontology annotation, biological process: intracellular signal transduction; protein phosphorylation. Bases 1 to 2301 code for a protein of 766 amino acids. Lineage: Eukaryota; Fungi; Ascomycota; Leotiomycetes; Helotiales; Helotiaceae. Gene Ontology annotation, molecular function: ATP binding; protein serine/threonine kinase activity. The transcript has 7 exons. The record is from RefSeq and is a predicted model, not a curated record. Gene Ontology annotation, cellular component: cytoplasm.
AUGAGCCAAUCCGCAGACGGUUGUCCAGAACCAGUCCAUGCUGGGGACAUCACACGCAAGGAAGAACAAGCGGGGAUUCUGCCUUCACAUGGUAUUUCUCUUGAUGUCGCUGGCGAUACAGAAAGCGGACGACCUCCUAUUCUACAACACCUCUCUGCUCCCGCAUAUCACUCCCCACUGAGGCACCAUAAGCGACAAGCCUCGUACCACAAGCAAGUGAAGGAAACACUCAAUGCGAAGUCUGAAUAUACGAACAAUGAGGAUGAUGGACGUGGGGAGCAUAGAAUCAAUCAGUACAUCAUCAAGGAUGAGAUUGGACGAGGCUCGUUUGGUGCCGUUCAUCUGGCUGUCGACCAGUAUGGAAAGGAAUAUGCAGUCAAAGAGUUCUCAAAGUCACGGCUUCGAAAGCGAGCACAGUCGAAUAUUCUAAGAAGGCCUCACGCAGCAGGUCGAAGACCUGGGCAUCUGGCGGCUGGUCUUGGGUUCAAUGCUCCGUUACACCGCCACCCAGCGUCCGAUAUACACAACGGAGAAGAGAAAGGCAAUCCCUUAUAUCUAAUAAAGGAAGAGAUUGCCAUCAUGAAGAAGCUAAAUCACCCCAACUUGGUGUCCCUUAUUGAGGUUCUAGACGAUCCUGAAGAAGAUUCAUUAUAUAUGGUGCUCGAGAUGUGCAAAAAGGGCGUCGUUAUGAAGGUUGGGCUUGGAGAACAAGCAGAUCCAUAUGAUAUGGAAAGUUGUAGAUGCUGGUUCCGUGAUUUGAUUCUUGGCAUUGAAUACUUACAUGCCCAAGGAGUAGCUCAUCGAGAUAUCAAGCCGGAUAAUCUUCUAUUGACAGAUGACGAUGUAUUGAAGAUUGUCGACUUUGGCGUGUCAGAAAUGUUCGAAAAGCAAUCCGAGAUGCUCACAGCAAAGUCAGCUGGAUCACCAGCUUUUCUACCUCCAGAGCUCUGUGUUACAAAGCAUGGAGAUAUCUCCGGCAAAGCUGCUGAUAUCUGGUCGAUGGGGGUCUCUCUUUAUUGUCUCAGAUUUGGCAAAAUCCCAUUCGAGAAAACUGGCGUCUUGGAACUGUACGAAGCGAUAAAAUCAGAUGAUAUCAACAUUGAAUCGGAAAACGAUCCCGAUUUCUGUGAUCUGAUGCGGAGGCUUUUAACUAAAGAUCCCGAGAAGAGAAUCAAAAUGCCAGAAAUUCGAAAUCAUCCAUGGGUAACUAAGGGAGGAACUGAUCCUCUCCUAUCUGCGGAAGAAAAUACAGCGGAUCUAGUCGAGCCCCCUAGUGAUAUCGAAGUCAACCACGCUAUCACGAGCAAGAUGAGGAAUCUCCUGACAAUGAUGAAAGCAGUCAAGAAGUUUAAAGGACUUGUUGAUGAUCGAAGACCGCCAGGUGGACUACAAGGUAUUCUUGGAAAGGGUAUGCGCUCCGUAAAGUCGCCCGAGACUACUCUUUAUAACCUUCGAAGUCUCGCCGAGAAGAAGGAUCCAGCGCAAGGGCGUCCUCAGACUUUACACGAAACAAAAAGCUUAGAUCUCGAUGACCGACGGCCCAUUGAAUCAGUUCUCAGCGCUCAAGGUGUCCAUCAUGACUUGAGGCUAAGUGACGCAGUGAAAACUAUGGACAAUCGUGUCGAUUCGUCAAUGGUCUCAAUCGAUCAGCAGUCCGUGGAUCGUCAGAGAUCACAGACGAGUACCAGUAGCGCCGGCGAACUACCACGUGUGGACUCGUUCGGUGAAAAGGGCCACGCGCAUGACCCAUUGGAUGAACAGCCUUUAUUUCUUGGUAUUGGUGCUGGUGACGCUGAAGACGAUGUCAUGGCUGAGAGUGGUGCGUUUAAUCAAGUGGCUGAGUCUCCAACAGCAGCAGAAUUUAGUAUCUAUGAUACUGCGUAUGAGCAGGAAGUUGAGCGUAUCCGUGCAGCGCAGGGCAGCACUGCGAAGGUCUACCUUACCCGCCGAGUCGAUCGUAUAAAGAGGUACACUACAGACGACAACAUGAUCAAGGUACCAAAAUUUGCCGAGACUUUUGGAUCCCACACCGGGUUCAAAUCACUACUUGAGCGUGCCCGGGAUAAACAAGACCAGACACCCGUUGAUCAAAGGGGUACUGAGAAUCAAAAUGACAAGGAUAUUCCGAGCGAGAAACAGCCCAAGGCAAAUCAAACAUUCUCUGAGCUUGCCGCAAAGCUGAUGAGCGACACUAAAGAGGUUGGGAAAGAUCUACAGGAGAGGGGUGGUUCUGCCAUCAACAGUCUAAUUCAAAAGGCUACGGAGAAGAAAAAUGACCAUGCAGCAGGAAAGAGUGCUUAG